Messenger RNA from Mytilus trossulus (common blue mussel), 1665 nucleotides. RefSeq names its product glycine, alanine and asparagine-rich protein-like. The transcript has 4 exons. NCBI's taxonomy places the organism in Eukaryota, Metazoa, Mollusca, Bivalvia, Mytilida, Mytilidae. Bases 5 to 1570 code for a protein of 521 amino acids. The record is from RefSeq and is a predicted model, not a curated record.
CAUUAUGAUUUUGGUUGUCACCCUCAUUUUCGCCAGUGCAGCUGGAGUUUUGGCAAGCGGGAAAGGAGGAAUUAGUUCUGGUGUAAGUGGUGCCAUAUCUGGUUUCCCAAGUGGAUUUCUUAGUAAUGUUGGAAUUGUAGAUGGGAGAUUCGGUGUUGGUUCAAAUGGACAAAGAUUAGCUGCAGCAUUAGGUGGAACUGUCGCAGGAACUGCAGCCGGACUAGCAUCUGCUCUUAGUGGAGGAUUAGCUUCAUCUCUUGGCGGAGCAGGAGGAUUUUCUGGAACAGUGGGAGGCAAUUUCAGAGGCCGAUUUGGACCUGGUGUGAGUGCAACUGGUCCAGGUUUGAGUGGAUUUGGUACUGGUGUGAGUGGAUUUGGUCCGGGUUCGAGUGCAUCUAGCUCCGAUAUUAGUGGAACUGGCCAAGCAGUCAGUGGGCUAUUCACAAGUGGAUUUGGUCCUCGUACUAGCGGAUUUGUCACCGGACGAGAUGACACAACCAGUAGAGCAGGUUUCAUCAACAUAAGUUACCAGGCAUACAUCGGAUUGAUCUCUUAUAUUUCCGCCCUCGAAAGAACCCUUGCUUUUAAUACAGGUGCAAGAAUCGGAUUUGGAGGAAGCCAGUCUGGAAGUGGAUUCUCAGGGAUAGUAUCUGGACCAGGAGGUCAAGGUACUAUAUCAACUUUCGGUCCAAGUAGCUUUGGAAGUAGUCCUAGUGGCGAUCUGUCAAUAAACCGCCCUGCAGGCCAAAUUGUUGCAUCUUUCCAACCAAGAGGCUUUGUAAGCAGUCCAAGUGGCGAUCUGCCAGUUAGCCGCCCUUCAGGCCAAACUGUUGCAUCUUUCCAUCCAAGUGGCUUUGUCAGCAGUCCAAGUAGCGAUCUGUCAGUGAGCCGCCCUUCAGGCCAAAUUUUUGCAUCUUUCCAACCAAGAGGAUUUGUCAGCAGUUCAAUUGGUGAUCUGUCAGUUAGCCGCCCUGCAGGCCAAAUUGUUGCAUCUUUCCAACCAAAUGGCUUUGUCAGCAGUCCAAGUGGCGAUCUGUCAGUAAGCCGCCCUUCAGGCCGACUUGUUGCAUCUUUCCAACCAAGUGGCUUUGAUAUUAGUCCAAGUGGCGAUUUGUCAGUAGGUGGUCCUGCAGGUCAAGUUAAUGUACCUAUCCAGUCAACAGGUUUUGCUGGUAGAACAAGUGAUUCUACCUCAGCAAGUUUGCAGGGGAGUUUUGGAACAGAUGGCUCUAGGACAUUUGGACCAGUUUGGAGAUUUGGAGUGAAUGGUGUCAGAGGUGUUGCAGAUCGUAGCGGAGUUAGAAUUACAAGCGGAAGAGGAGUUCCAACCACAGACGGAAGUGGAUUCAGUGUCACAGACGGAAGUGGAGUCAGAGUUACAGACGGAAGUGGAGUCAGAAUCACAGACGGAAGUGGAUUUAGAACCACAGACGGAAGAGGAUUCAGAAUCACAGGAAGAAGUGGAGUCAGAACCACAGACGGAAGUGGAUUUAGAAUCACUCACGGAAGUGGAGUUGGAAUAACAGGGAGAAGUGGAUUAAGAGUUAAAUCUGGUGGAAGUACCUAUUAAACCCUUUUGCGAGAUGUUUAUCUGAAAGAAAUGUCACUUUUUGCUUGUGAUCUCCAUUUACUUGUAUCAUAGUUAAUUCAGUCAAUAAAGAGCUU